AUGGACGGACUGAAUAUCCCCGAAGAGGUGGAACAGGAGCGUUAUCGUCUACUUGCUGCUAUCAAAUCUGCACGCCGCCCAUCUGUCCAGCCAGAGCCUGCCUCCAGCACCUCACCCGCUCGUUUAUCCAGUUCAAAAACAGCACCAACACUCCAGAAACUGCAUGAAGAAUACAAUGCACUUGUAGAUCAGCGCAACAAACUCCGCAGACAGCCUCUUGCAGACCCACUCGAGGCUCUCCCGCCCGAGCUGUGGAUCGAAUGUCUGCUGUAUUUGCUGUCUGAUGAGAAUGGCCCAGAUGUCAUCUAUCCACUCCUUCUCGUCUCCUCCUCCUGGUCCCGCAAGCUCCUUGCCGUCCACGCUCUCUGGAACACGCUCGUUCUCGACGACAACCCCGAUGUUCUUCACCGUCUACACGCUGGUCUCCAUCUGUCUGGUACUCUCCCACUCACAGUCUUGAUUCAGCUCCCACCACCGACGCUCUUUAUCGAUUCAGAUUCAGCCGUCCUCCCAGACACGGCUUAUGCACCUCUGCUGGAACCACAAACAAAAAAGAGGAUACGACGGAUCAUCUUUACCCAGUCACUCGCCUCCCAUCGUGCCCACAAACCCGGAGACGACGGCCCCUUUAUCGCCUUUUACGAUACCGCUUUUUCUCUUUUGAAACCAUUCAAGCAACUCGAAAGUCUCGAAGAAGUCAAGAUGCGUCACGAGUUUGACUAUUACUCGCGCACCCUCCUCGAGGAGGGAUUCCCCGUCUCCAAACGAUUGCGUGGCGUCUGGCGUUGGUGUCUUCCAGGCAUCACAUUAGAACGGAUGAUGAACGAUCUCUACAAUUUACAGGAGAUGCCAUCAGAUACUAUGCCCAGCGACGCCUUGUCCGACGUUCGUCUCUCAGCAAUGCCAGAACUCCGGCAUCUUUCCACCAAUAUGACUGUCGAACGCGCCUGCAGUCUUCUCUCACGACUUCCCUCUCUUCAACAUCUCAUGCUAACCUCGCCCCAUGCCCGUGACAACCUCUAUGCUUCGUCUCCAUCUCAUUCUGAUCCAGUCCUCUUAUCCACUCUCGCAUCCACCCAGCUCUCUAUGCUAGAAUGUAGCCAACUAAUUGCACCAGCACACCAUCCAUUGUUUCAUCUUCCCACCCUCACUGUACUCUGCCUCGACCUGACCUGGCCCUCACUAUCCGAAUUUCUACAGAGUUUCGCCACUCUACCAAAGCUCACAAGACUGGAACUGGGCAUGAAGGAGAGCGACGAGAUUGGCCUGGGGACCAGCCCGGAGCGAUCAAAGGGCUUUAUCGUUCCGAGUAUCCUUCCUGACCUCUCCUCUGUCCGUACUCUGAUUCUUCAAAACUAUGAUACAGAGUACUGGCCACUAGGCGACGGUAUGGAUGAAGAUGCCGAGUCGCUCUCCUCCAACUCGGACACGGAAGACGACGAAAUCUCACCAGAAAAGGCUACAACAUCCACUGGAAAUGAGCGACCGCCUACACGUUCCCAAUCCCCCUCUCCUCGACGCCGAACCGCUUCGCCCAUGUUUGCACACCUCUUGCAUGCCUGCCAGACCAUGCUCUCUGGCGUGACAGACUUGACUCUGACGUUUCGAAUACGCGUCUCUGUCUGGCCCGUGGUCGGAUACCUAUCCAGCAUUUCCAGCGUAUUGGAAAAGAUUUGCGUCAGCGGCAUGCUCAGCACCAGUCGACGAGGUGCCCUCUACCCCAACACCACUUCCUCUUCCUUGCCCAAAGUCAACGGAACCUCGAAACGUCAACGACAGCGAACACCUCACCAAUCCUUUGCCUCUCUCCCUGCUCUCCACGAAUUGACAGCAUUCACUUCGACCAUUUUGCGAUUCAUCGAGGCGCCAAAUUUGCAUACAUUACACUGCCCUGAUCCUACACCCUUGUUCCUCUCGCUCACGUCGUACAUGGCGAGCAAGCAACGAAGCGCGUCGUCACUCCCGUCUCCAAAACCCUCGUCGGCCCUCUCUACUCCACCACCUCUGACACCGCCAUCCGUACCAGACCCUAGUUCCUCCAAACCACCACCCCAGUUGAAACGCAUCACGCACUCUUCGAGAAACCGCGCCCGAAGACAGAUUCACUUACGCGCUGGGUCGUCGCUUCGAAAAGUGAUACUUCACCCUGCUCAAGCUCCACUUCUUUCUAUCAUGGAUACGUCGCAUUUGAAGAUUCUUCACUGGGUUGGUGGAGGUGAAGAAGUGCGUGGUGCGCGGGGGGAGUGGGCUGAAGUCAACGAGUAUGGAGAGAUGCUCCUCCAAGAAUCGCUCACCACGACGCAGCCAUCCUUUUCGGGAAAUGGCAUCGUCGACGAGAAAAAAGAGGAAGGGCCAAGUAGAAAGGAAAGCAACGACGAGAGCGAGCGGGGUCCGCCCGUGGCGAUGGGUAUUGCCGCGUAUUCCCUCCUCAUCCCAUCCAUUGAAGAGAUUAAAUUUGGCUCAGAGGCGAUCAUGCCCGAGGUGCUCAAGUUUCUCGAAGGACUAGGAAAGACGGACAAAUGCACCUCGUCCUCACGCCCGCAGUCGAAUUUGAGCACACGAAAGGGUCCUGGUGCAGAGUGGAGGAGAAGUAUGACGACGUGGCAAGAUUUCGAAGAAGAAACCGAUGAGGAGUGCCAUUUCCCGUGUCCGAAUCUAGAGGUCAUGGCAUUUGGAGGCUACCCUGCGUUUGAUCUCUUGUUGCGAGUAUUAGAGACGAGAAAUCUUUGGUUCCCGCCUUUGUUGGCUACACAGGGGGACGGUGCCACGACUCCGCGGCUCAACGGCGAGACGAGUCGAGAUAAAGGCAAAGAACGUGCGGGCACGCCUGGUUCUCGUGGUGGGUCGAAACCGCCGAGGAAGAUUACGAGGAUUUUGUUGCCUGGGUAUCCUGCUCCGGAUACGUUGUCGAGUAUCGUCAGAUUGCUUGGUCAACGGCUGAGUACGCCGGAUGAUGGCGAGGGCGUGACUUUUUCAUACGACGAGCGGUAUUUCAAGGAAAAAGUACCCGGGUGCCAUUAUUGCUUUGCCAGUGGAUGGAGGUGCAAGACGCCCGUGCAUCCCAAGCCUUACUCGUUUGAUGAUCUCGUUCAGAAUAACGGGGAAGGCGAGGACGAGGACGCGCAGGAUCAAGAUGCGCAAGAGGAAGGUACCGUGCGAGCAGAAGGAGACGUUGCGGAUGCAGACGAGCUGGAUGCGUUGGAAGUAGGGACACUCGAGCUCGAUUCGUUACUCGGAGAAUCGAGUGCUGCUGGUUCAGAAGAAUCGAGUAUACAGGAGAGUCCAGAGAGGGCGUACCCGAAUGGCUCCCUUGCCAAUGGACACCCCUCAGUCAAGAUGGUGGAGGCCCAAGAGGGGGAUGAUCUCGUCUCGCCGGCGCUUUCGAAAGAGGACAUGUCCGACGCCUCGCCUGGGCACAUCGGGACCGGGAACGAUGCCGAAGGAGAGAGUUCAGGGUGCGCCAAAGAUUUGGAUCUGACAAUCUCAGCUCGACCAGGUUCGAGUCGGGCUUGUCCAAUGACAAACGGCCAGACGUCGCCGCCGCGUGCGCCAGAAGAGACAACAACGCAGAAUGGCGAUGCAGCAGCAGGAACUGCUGCAUCUUCUUCUGCUUCCGCAAGAUAUAUUGAAGGUGAAGGCUCUUUGCGCUCGCAAUCUUCCGAAGAGCGUGAUCCAACCAACGCGACGGCCCCUGUUGACAAGGGUAUUGCGCCUGUUUCGUCGACCAGUGGGGACAAGCCACCAUCAUCAUCACCACUAUCGGCUUCGGCACCGGAUCCGCAGUCGCUUGGGAGAGAGACGGUGCCGGAAAGUGGGCCGUCUACUGCGAAAAAGGGCGAGAGGGAAGAUGAGGGCGAGUGGAUGAGCUCGUGGUGGAAGACGUAUGAUGCCAAUGAGCGACGGUUUCGCGAGUGGACGGCAAAGUACUAUCGCGAGGGGUAUUGUCUGCGCCAUGAUCCGGAGAACCUGGUCGAGAUUACAGAGGACACGCUGAGCGGGGUCAAGAGUGACUGGUUGGACUCGUAUGAGUUUACAGAGGGCAAAGAGGAUUCAGAGGCCUGGAGAAAAGAACGCGAUCCAUCAGUCGGUCCGUUUGUCCAUAUUGUCGCCAACCACCGCCGUCGUAGCUCAUUGCCAUCGACGAGCAUUGCCGGCUCUAUCCUCCUUAUGACCAAUCUCCGCAAACUCUCCCUCUCUAACGUGAUUCUCCCCGGCGAGCUAAUAAACGCGCUUCCGGAUCUGCAGAAUCUCGAAGAAUUGGAACUCGAACGAUGCAGAGCCGAGACCAUUCUUGUUCUAGACCAGACACCCAUCUCUGAUCAGUUGGUCAACCAGCGUAUUCAAGAGGGGAAUGGGAUACAAGUUCAGUUACUGAUGGGCGACCAAUCGAGCAACGAGGCUGGCGUCCCCUUGUUCAAUUCUACGACCCCGAGAUGGCCCCCUCGUCUCACACGCGUGUCCCUAAGUGGCAUCGCAUCUGCUCCGACAAUGUUUGACUUUCGUAUGCACGGUGGCGCCAUGUCCUACGAUUUCACACGACUCGACGGUGUCGAGCAACUGUAUGCCACCAUCAUUUCCCCGCACCUUUGCUCCCUUCGAACGACAUCAGAGGCGUUUCGUACCGUUUUCGAGGCAUACAAAAAGGCCUUGUUGGUCACCAACGCCACCGACGAACAUUAUAUCCCCUCUCAGCUCACCGACUUUCGUAUUGUCUAUUCCAAUGCGGAUGGAGGCGCACGACGGCUAUUCGACUUUCUCGAGUCGUUUGGCCACCGUCUUUCCCAUCUCGAGAUUGCAGAGACGACCAAGGAAGAAUGUGUCGAUCUUGUGAUGCUCCUCCGCGAUCGGUUGGGCAUGGCUUCCCACUCCUUCGAGGAUGCAAAACCCUUUCUCCAAUCCCUCCAAUCCUUCACUGGUCCAUCAUGCCUGGCACCCCUCUUUUUCCAGGCGGCCAAUAUCAAAAGCUUGUGCAUCCGCGACUCGUUUAGCAAAGUCGCCAACGACAUUCUCUGGCGAGACGGGACGCAUCCUGGUGCGAUUUUCCCGGGUGCAACGAACGGGACGAUGCACUUUCACCUUGCUCAAAAUGUGUUUGCCUUACCCUCGAAUCAUACGGCGUUGUCUCCCUCGACAGAGUGGGGCGCCGUUUACAAUUUUUUCGGUCCACCUGAGCAAGGAGCACACCCAAAGGCCCACUUGAUGGAGCGCAUCGAGCGACAGGUCACAAAAUACCUCACCAAUGCCCUCCAUACAACCGUUUCCUCCCUCAAGACUUUGGCGGGUGCGUUGGAAAGAUUGGAGUUUACUGUCGUACGGUGGGAUAUCGACUUGUUGUGGAUGAUCGUCCAGGAGUUGCCUCAGUUGACCGCACUCGAAAUUCGUUGUCUCACUGAGGGACCGGACUCGCAAUUAUUCGAGUCCUUUUGGGGAAUUUUUCUUCGACGGUUGCCCAAACUCGUCGCACUGCACAUCUACGACCUCUCCAAGCCGUCCCUCUCCGAGUCCUCGAGCAAAGAUGCGGGUUCUGAUCCAUCAAUCGACAUCUUAGGCAACCAAACUUUUCCACUGCACAUGAUUUCGCGCGAGAGACACGCGUUUUCGUCGUUUUCGAUGACGAGGGCGAUUGUUUGGAACGCAAUGGCGCACCGUACGCCUGAUGAGAUGACGACUGGUCAAGGAUGGGGAUACACUGUGCGAGAGCAGUGGGUGGGCGUCGUCGGGGAUGAUCCACUCGCACGCCUCAAGCCGCCUGCGCAAAAGGCGGGGUUUGAUUCGAAUAUCUGGAAGGCUCGUAGCGAGUCUCCGAUGCCAAGCUUUGAGUUGUCCGAGUCGAGUGAUGAGGAGAUGACGUUGGAUGCCAUCCGGCCUUUUGGACGUGGAAAGGGAAAGUCGUUGCCGAGAGGGACCGCUGGAUCGCAUGAUUCUUCUUCUGCGAGGCGUCACUCUGCGCAUGGUCAAAGAGGAAGAACAUCUGGAGGAAAGCACCUCCCAUCGCGGUUGCGCGUGUUGGAAAUGGAUGAUAGGUUGACGUCGGAUUCGGGAGAUGGAGACGAUGAGUGGAUCGUUCCUGAUUCCGAGUACGAGUUGGAUGGUCCUUUGUCUACUAUUGGACGGAGAAUUGGCCCUAUGCAGCCGUCGACGAUAACCGAACCAGACUAUGCAAGCCUGCACCAACCCUCGCCGCAAUUGGUCCCAAACGAACAUCCGAACGACGAAUUGGGAGGACUCUUUCCCAAUAAUUUUGACGAGGGCUUUACGCCGAUGGGUAAUGAGACGUUUGGCCAACUGGCAUACGAAGGCGCGGAUGAAGUCGGCCAAUCACAGAUGGGAUCUCAUCCUUACGGACACCAUUCGUCGUCGAGCUACACUAGCUCGGUACUCUCCCAUGCUCCGAGUAUCAGCGACCUAUCUCAUCCAGCGUCCCACCCGGCCUCGGUCUCUGGGCGAUCACGCUCACAUUCGACUCACUCCUUUGGAUUUCAAGCCCAUGAUCUCCUCUAUGUCGACCCUACGAUGACGGUGGCCAACGAGGUGGCGAGCAGACGAGGCUCGUUGGACAAUUUCUGCUACGAUGCGGAUCAGGACUAUGAAGAUUUGACGAGGUCGGCUCAGUCUUUGACUGAAUCUCAAUCGUCUUCGUCCUACUCAGUUCAAUCGCCGUACCCUUCCUUGGACGCUUCGCAGUUUGGAUGGGCAAAUACGCCUAGCAUCUCAUUGACCCAUGCGUCAACUUCUAGUGCGACGUCGCUAUCGAUGCCGCACACCGUCGGCGCCUCGAGCGGAUUCAAUGUUGACUAUCAAUACGGGUCCAGCCCCUAUGAUCCAAACCCAUUCGACGAUACAUUUGAGCAAUCGUACAUGCACCAUCAUCAUUCGACACGAGCCAUGUACGAGAUUGUCGCUCCAGAGGUUACCGCAAAUGGAUGUGCUGUAGUGCCUGCGGGGUACGAGACGGAUACGAGCAUAUACGACACGGGUGCAUUGUUCGAUGGGACAUACGAGCGGCGAGGGGAGGAGAUGCAGAUGCAGUUGGAUAAAGAGGCAGAGGGGCGAGCCUUCGAUUUCAUGUGGAGCUGA
Molecule: messenger RNA, 7077 nt
Organism: Serendipita indica DSM 11827
Lineage: Eukaryota; Fungi; Basidiomycota; Agaricomycetes; Sebacinales; Serendipitaceae
Source: the annotation of a GenBank genome assembly